GGACUGACUUUUAAGCAAGCUAAGAAUUGAAAGAGAAGUCCAAUUUAUAGGCCCCUCAGAAAUUGGUGGUAAGUAUUAUCCUCAACUCUGCUGGAUUUUCUAAUAUCAAGUCAUCAACACCACAUGCUUAUUAUUGCGACGACCCCAGCACUGUUAUUACCAUCACAAGUCAGAAAUGUUCUAUUUGACUUUCACCUUCGCUGAAGAAUGAAGAGCCAAUCAUACCCUUCGCAGCUCCAAUCCAAUCAGACAACAGGGAUACCAGCAAGAUCUUGUCAAAUAAAGAUCGUUUCAACCUGCAAGCCGGUUGAUCAGCUGAUCAUUCAGUACCAGCUGCCAAAAGCCAACCCUAUUGUAGUGAAAUAAAUUCGGGACAAUAUAGAUGGUUAAGCUUGGGUGCACUGUUGAUGGGAACCUGAAUGAAGCAAAGUUCAGUGAGCCACUUCCAUGGAUUGGCGUCUACAUAGCAGUAGCAUCUCUCGCUUGUGCCAUUGCGAUGGCUGCAGAUGUCAUCCAUGGCUGCCGCUAUCUAAAAUUCUGGUUCCCUAGUAAGUUCGCCUGCAUCAAUGCCACUUCACUGACCAUCAUAGCUGUGGCGAUCAAACUGUCUGUUGAUCUAAACACCCCUAUGCCUCGGCGUGUCGAUCAGCUUACAAAACUUAGCAGUGGAGUUCUGAUUUGCACAUUGAUGGGUAAUUCUAUGCCUUCUCUUGGAGCUAUGGAAAACAGAGAAAUCUGCAUGAAUAUCAUGGCUCUUGGAAUACUUGUUAUCACUGUUAUAGUUAAUAUUUGCAUCCAAUUAGGCACUGGUGUGAUUUAUCUGUACUGGAAAGAGCAUGCAUUAACCAUGUUCUUCAUGCUAGUUUUGCUUGUAAUCUUGAGCUUUUCAGCUUUAACGGUGCCGACAACUAAGAAAUAUUUAGAGUUCAAGUACAAGAAAAAGUUUGACAUGGCUGUGGAAGAAUCCUCAAUUGAAACUUCCAGUCCAGUGGAAAACAAACUUAGACAAGAUCUAAUGAAAUACUGGAUGAUGGCUCACACCUGCAGCCCCCAGUUUGUGAUGGGGCGUUCAGUUACAUGCACUGCUGCAGGUGCACUCUGCUUCCUCAGUGCCAUGACUUUAGCUGAGGCCAUGUUAAGAUCUUACUUGAUGCCUUGGUCAUUCAAGUUUUGCACUGGAGAAUCUGACUAUAAAUGGUCUGCCCUCUUAGUUCUCAUAACACAGACAAUGGCUAUAGGAGUCGGUACUAUUGCCCCUGCAAUUAGAUGGUUCUCUGCUAUAAAUUUCAGGUGCCCAACAAUAGGGAAGAAACACAGUGAGAGGGAAUUUAAAGUAGAGAGGUACUGGAUCCAGUUCCUAGUAGAGAUGAAAGAGUGCCCAUUUACCAUUCGAAUCCACAACCGGCACUGCAGGAAACUUUGCCAUGAUACAAAAGAAAAAGUCCUAGACUUGUGCAUUGGAAUGCAAAUAGGAGUUGUAUUGGCAAGCAAAGUUAUUCGAUUCAUUUCUGUAUACCUCGUGAGCCGAAUUAUUUUAUUCUUCAGAUGUUGCAAAAAGUUAAUGCUCAAAUCCAAAACAAUUGACUCAGGUUCAGAUUCACAGCCCAGCACAAAACCAGAUCUUAGUCGUUUUGUUCUGCAUCUUGAGGGUGAGACUGAACUAGUUGAGCUGAUGAUGAAGGAUAAUUGCGACGCUACAGAUUACUGGAUAAAGAAGGGCAAAAAGAAACAACCCAAACAUUUCAUACAAUUGUUGGAAAAAUCAUCCAGAGGACUUCAGGGAGUGAGAGAAUUUGACAGUGACCUAGUUAGCUCUUUAGAUUGUGAAGAGCCUCCAAAUUGUUGGUCUCUUCCAGUAGUGACUCUAACAGCCAUUGCAAUUGCAAUUCCAAACAUCAGCAAUUGCUUACGUAAGCAGUUCAUACGUAGUGUGCAUGAAGGCCUCAUCUAUGUCAAACACAUAGAGGAAAACCUGGAUGCAGAAAGAGACAUGACUAACAUCAGGAAGACAGCAUUAAUUGUAUGGCAAGGAGUUGAUCUAUAUCACAAGUGGCAAGAUGUGGAUCUCAAUAAACUGUCCUGCCAAGCAGCAAGCGCGAAGGAAAUACUUGAAGGACUUGCUGAUGCUGCAAAGAAUAUGUAUCUGGAAUUUAAGACGAGAUACAUGAAUGAAUGCCAAAAGGAAACCCCUUCAAAGUGGCCUAUAGAGGUAUUGGCUGCUAAUUCCAUGUAUAGAAUAAGCCAUACUGUUCUGCAGUAUUAUGAAAGAAGUAACAGCAAGAACAAUGAUAGGUUAUAUGAAGCAGUAACUAUCAUGAUCUCAGAUAUAAUGGGUGCUUGUCUCACCAACUUAGAACGUAUCAUAUCCCUCAAGUGUUUGACCAGCUCAGUUGAAGUACGGGAAGAAAGUGUCCGGCAUGCAGUUUUCCUUCUAGGUGAAACAGAAACGAUUCUGAAACUUCUGAACCAAAGAGCAAUCCCCAUUUUAGGUCCUGAUGAAAUGGCUUCCAUUGACAAGUGGCGUGCAUUCCACAAGCUGAAAAGUGAUUUACCCUUUGCUCCAUCUCCAACAGAAAGUGAUCCAAUUGCUUCUAUUUCACCUGAUUUGCACCUAACCAUUGAUUAAGAAGUACAAACUUGGAGUUUAUAGUAAGAUCAGCUCAUGAUUGUGCUAAAACUUGUUUUCUUUUGUAUAUGAUGUUUAAUGUAAAUACUUGUGAUCAACGUCGAUAUAAAAUACAGUUAUGUAUAUCAGAAGUAGGAACUACAUUUUGAGA
Ricinus communis (castor bean) is the source of this 2777-nucleotide messenger RNA. RefSeq lists its product as uncharacterized. Bases 383 to 2626 code for a protein of 747 amino acids. The record is from RefSeq and is a predicted model, not a curated record. The transcript has a single exon. Lineage: Eukaryota; Viridiplantae; Streptophyta; Magnoliopsida; Malpighiales; Euphorbiaceae.